Lactuca sativa (garden lettuce) is the source of this 1674-nucleotide messenger RNA. Its product is annotated as senescence-associated protein SPA15, chloroplastic. NCBI's taxonomy places the organism in Eukaryota, Viridiplantae, Streptophyta, Magnoliopsida, Asterales, Asteraceae. Gene Ontology annotation, biological process: cellular response to oxidative stress; leaf senescence. The record is from RefSeq and is a predicted model, not a curated record. Gene Ontology annotation, cellular component: chloroplast.
CCCCCAUAACGCAUAAUGUUGGCGAUCGAGGGGCCACAGGCUUGACUUGUGGACGCUGUUCACUCUGAAUCGGUUACAUUUGGUCCCAUCUCCCUCGAAUGAAUCUCAAUCUUCAACUGCUACUGCGAAUUAUUGUCCUCUAUCUUCCUACUAGAGAUUAGAGUGACAAUUAACUUUACAUGGCUAAAGUUCAUGGGAUCAUCUACUCUUCUGUUAAAAGUCCUCAUCAUCCCACAUCAAACAGUAACACUCAAGGAUUGGUACCAAAGAAGUUCAGCCAUGGGCAAAGUUCUGUGUUAAAACUGAAGUUAUCAGGAAAGACAAAACUGAAUACAUUUGAAAAAACAAUUAGUUCAGUCACUUCACGUGCUUAUUCUUUCUUAUGUCGAUCAAGAAAAUCACAAACUACAGAAACAGAAGAACGUGUAAACCACAAUGAAGAUUGCUCUGACAAUUUCAGCAGAACUCAAGGAGGACAUGAACAACAUAUGCAUCCAGAAAGAAUUGGCAUCACAAACAAGGCAUUAGCUGAAGCUUGUAAAUAUGCUUACAAUGAUGCUAGAUUUGUCAAUGAAAGGGCCAAAAACGACAUUUACUUACUUUCACGUGGCAUUAUGAGGUUGGAUGCUCGGGCACGCCAAGAUGUUGCUAUUCUUGGUUUAGGAUUUUUAAAACUUGAUGCUCGGGCUAGAGAGGACACUGAAAAAAUUGACAAUAAUGUGAAGAAAAGAGCUGAGCGACUUCAUCACAUCGCCCUUAUUUUAAAAAACAAAGCUGAAUCCAAAUUGAAAAGCGUUGCUGACCGACAUUGGAGUGAUGGAGCUUUAGAGGCUGAUCUCCGGCGUGCUGACUAUAUAGCCAAAAAGCGAGCCAUGGAAGAUGCCCUCAUGGCUUUAGAGUUUAUCAAAGAUGUUCAAGACAUGAUGAUGAGCAAGAUGUAUAAGCUGAAAAAUGGUGCUUUGUCAUCUGAUGACAUGGCGGGUCAAAUAACACUUGAAAAGAAUGGGAAAGUUCUAGACUUUUUCCCUGGUGAGGUGUCAACUGAUCGCAUUACUGCUAUUCAGGAGGCUUAUCGGGAUAUGGCAUCUGCACUUUCCGAAGCUGAUGGAAUUGACUAUACUGACCCUGAAGAGCUGGAGUUGUUGGUUGCAACAUUGAUGGAUCUUGAUGCAAUGGAUGGUAAAGGGAGUGUGUCGUUAUUGGCAGAGUGUUCAAGUUCUCCUGAUGUCAAUACAAGAAAAGCAUUGGCUAAUGCUUUAUCAGUUGCACCAUCGAUGUGGACACUUGGCAAUGCAGGGAUGGGAGCUUUACAGAGAUUGGCAGAAGACAGUAACCCAAUGAUUGCAGCUGCAGCAUCUAAAACCAUAUUAGAACUGAAGAGACAGUGGGAGAUAGAAGAAGGUGACAACUAUAGAUUUAUGAUGAAUCAAAUUCCAUUGCCAAAGUUAGACUACAAAGAUGAUGAUGAUGAUGAUGAUGAUGAUGAUGAUGAUGAAACACAAGACUAAUAAGGUUGACUUUUAGAAAGAUGAUAUUAAUGUAAUGUAGAUAGAUAUCUCAUAAUUUGUAACAUAUUAAUGAUGCCUAUAGGUGUUACGUCUUUUUAUUUCUACAACUUCCUCCUCAUGGGACGAUGUUCGUUAUGAUUAUGAAAUAUAGAUGGCAUUAUUAUGA